Molecule: messenger RNA, 1738 nt
Organism: Gracilinanus agilis (Agile Gracile Mouse Opossum)
Lineage: Eukaryota; Metazoa; Chordata; Mammalia; Didelphimorphia; Didelphidae
Gene: TCAIM
Product: T cell activation inhibitor, mitochondrial
Exons: 11
Coding region: 196-1665 (489 amino acids)
Cellular component (GO): mitochondrion
Source: RefSeq, a predicted model, not a curated record
UGGCGCGGAUUAGCCAAUCAGUACGCGGCAUGGAGGCUCCUUCCUUGUCACCGCCUUUUGCUGGAGACUAAGGCCAAAGGUAGAGGCCGAGCCUAGAUCCCAAAUGAGCCCCCAGCUGUGUCACCUCGGACAGCCCGAGCUUCCGGCCCAGUGAUUAAUGGAUUCCUGGAAGUUGACUUGCAGCAAUAUAUAGAAAUGUUUUUCCAUAUGAGAUCUAUAAGAAGGUUGUGUCUAGAGAAAAUAUUACCCCCCUGGCUUCUUCACUCGAGAACUCUCUCAGGAGCUGAGGCUGUAAAUGCUCUGAGACCUUUCUAUUUUGCAGUGCACCCAGAUUUCUUUGGACAGCAUCCCAGAGAGAGGGAAAUCAAUGAGAAUUCUCUGAAGAGAUUAAGUGCCUACUUGGAGAACCUCCAGAAACCGGGUUGGAAGACUUCGAAACCAACUCAGCUCACUUUUUAUGUGAGAGAAACCGAGCAGACAACCUUGGAGGGCCCCGAAACAUUGAAUUCACUAGGGUUUCGAGCUGUCACUUUUACUUUGCAUAGCAGAGACCUGCUGAACACUGUCUUAGACAUUCUCAACUCCUGUAACUUAUCCACCGAGCACAUCCAAAGCAUGAACACUAAUGUGACCUCACAAGCACCCAAGGGGGCAAAAAGAACAUUUGACAGACCUAUUAAAUGGGACAAGACUUACUACUCCUUUACUGGAUUCAGGGACCCUGAAGAAGAACUGGAAAAAGUCCAAAGAAUGGAAACAUCUCUUAUAUCCUGGUUAGGUAAUAAUGAAAAAAGUGCCAUUAAGAAGCUGACCGAUAGUUUGCCGCUUAGAGGGGAAUUGGACCGUUUGAAAGAAGAACUGUCUCAUCAGCUCCUGCUCUCAGACAUCAGGUGGCAGAGGAGCUGGGGAGUCGCGCACCGCUGCAGCCAGCUCCAUAGCUUAGGCCGCUUAGCUCAGCAGAACCUGGAGGUCCUGCAGAACAUUAAAGGUUGUACCGUCAUCUUCACAGACCGCUCGGGCAUGAGUGCCUUGGGCCAUGUCAUGCUGGGAACCAUGGAUGUUCAUCACCACUGGACAAAACUCUUUGAGCGCCUGCCCAGUUACUUCGACCUCCAGAGAAGGCUGGUGCUUUUGGAGGAGCAGAUCAGCCACCUUCUGGGAGGCCUCCAGGUGGUCUACUUGGAGGAACUGCAGCCUGCGAUGACCAUCGAGGAGUACUACUCGGUCCUGGACUGCUUCUACAGCCGCCUCCUCAAGAGCAGGAUCCCCUUCCACCCGCGCAGCCUCCGCGGCCUGCACAUGAUCCUGGACAGGUACACCCCCAGUCUGCACGAGCUCGGCCACUUCAACAUCCCCAUCCUGUGCGAUCCCGCCUCCCUCCAGUGGUUUAUUUUCACCAAAGCAGCCCAGGCCAGAGAAAACAUGAAAAAAAAGGAGGAGUUAAAGACAAUGGAAGAAGACUUGAUGGCGGCUUCGGUGCAGAAGUUCUCCCUGCAGCGGCUGUACAAGGAGCCUAGCGUGUCCAGCGUGCAGAUGAUCGAGUGCUGCAAACGGCUCCUGCAGCAGUCACUGCCGUCGCUGCAGGGGAUGCACCUGUGCGUGUCCCACUUCUACUCGGUCAUGCAGGAUGGCGACCUCUGCAUCCCCUGGAACUGGAAGAGCUGAGCCGCCUCCUGGGGGGCCGGCCGGCCGCGGGGCCUGUACAUAGAAGGCGCUUAAUAAAUGUCUGUGAACCGAA